Messenger RNA from Biomphalaria glabrata, 7361 nucleotides. Its product is annotated as plexin-A2-like. Gene Ontology annotation, molecular function: protein kinase activity; ATP binding; protein binding. Lineage: Eukaryota; Metazoa; Mollusca; Gastropoda; Planorbidae. The transcript has 27 exons. Bases 499 to 5322 code for a protein of 1607 amino acids. Gene Ontology annotation, biological process: regulation of cell shape; sensory neuron axon guidance; regulation of cell migration. The record is from RefSeq and is a predicted model, not a curated record. Gene Ontology annotation, cellular component: semaphorin receptor complex.
UUGCCUUAACUAGUUUAGAACUAGUUUAGCAGUCUCGCUGAUGUGUGUUGCAUAGACCAUGACUGCCGGAGAUCUAUAAAUCUAAAUGAAAUAAUCUUUAUUAAUAGCAAGUAUAAUUUGGUCAUUUCUACAUAGACAUUUCAAUUAAUUUUAAUCUAGAACAGAAUCAACUUGAAAGCGAUAGAAUCUUUACAAACUAACGUUCUCUAGUUAUUUAUCACUGUAAAUGUAUGGUGUGCGGACAUAGUUGUUUAAAUAGAACAUAAGGCGCCACAAGUUUUGUUAUCUUUAUUAAUUAAUUUUUUUUUUUUGGUCUCUCGAGACGCAACAUAGAAGAAUAUUAGAUCUAUACGUUCGCAUGAGUUGUACGCACAUUGUAGACUAAAUCUAUGUAGCAAAUUACUUUUGAAUUCAUGGAUUUAGCUCAUUUGCCAAUUGAUUAAAAUGUAGAUCAAAGAAUGCUACAAAUGAUUUGAAAAGUCUUUGGCUCUAUCAACCAUGGGAUUCAUUCUGGCAUCUUAUUUGGUGUCGUUUCAUUGUCUGGUCUGUAUAGUCCAAGGCCUGGAGGUACUGCACACUUUUAGAGAUCCCGAGGAUAACCACUUUCAAAAGAUAGCAGUGGAUGAAGACACUGGACAAGUGUACAUUGGAGCCACUAACAGGCUCCAUCAGUUGACUUCUAAUUUAAGUCUGGUACAGAGUGCUGUGGUGGGCCCAAGGGAGGAUAACCCCAAUUGCCCGCAUCCUAUAGUACCUUGUUCUGAAGCCAAAGUUCCGACUGCUAGUAUUACCAAAGGUCUGGUCAUUAACUAUGAAGACCAAUCUAUCAUCCUGUGCACUAAUCUCUUCCAUGGGUUCUGUCAGAUUCUAAAGCUGAACAAUAUCACCGUCACAAACAGUGUGGCCAAUAAACCUCUGGUACCUAACACAGCUGAGGGUUCCUGUGUUAUGCUGAUAGCCCCAGGGGUAGACAAGUCCAAUAGUCUGUACAUUGGAGCUGAGUACACUUCCCUGGGUAUUGAGAAGUAUCGCGACCUCGUGCCAAGUAUCAGCAGCAGGGAGCUCAAGUACCUGGAGUUUGUUCACCGAGACACCGAAGGCGGCACCAGGAUUAGCAUGAUCAACGGGAAUCGCAAAGAUUUCACCUUGAAGUUCGUCUACGCCUUUGCCUCGAGUGGAUAUGUUUAUUUCAUAGUGAACCAGAAGAAGGAUUUGAAAUCUUCUGAGUGGGUGACCAGGAUCAGCCGUUUGUGCCAAGGGGACAAGUACUUCCGAUCUUACGUGGAGAUACCUUUAGAGUGUAGCAGUGAUCCGGCAGCGUCCUCUGGCAUUGCCCAGGCGGCUACAUUGAUGGACGGAAACUCCCUGGUCUUGUCCUUUGCUUCAGUUGGAAGCUCAACAGGACCUUCGUGGGUGUGUCACUACUUUUUGCAGGACAUCAAUAAAGCCUUUGAUGACACUGUCAAGAGCUGCUAUGCCGGCCAAGGAAAAGUUGGUCCAGCUCACUAUCAGUCAAUCAGAUCCUGUAUGUCCAGCAGCAACCCAGUGGAUUACUGUGGCAGUUCUGAUUUCUCUAAAGCUCACCCAUCACUGGAAGGGAGGACACCACUGUUAGAAAAACCCAUUAUAUCUCUUCCGAAUGACAGAAUUACUUCCCUUACAUCAACCCAAGAAGCAGAACAAAACAUGCUACAUGCAGGAACACAAGAAGGCUACAUUAUAAGGAUGCUUGUUGAUAAGACAUCAGCUACUGUAGUGAAGAGAUUACACCUGGGCAUGUCACAGCCUAUACUAGAAAUACUUAAUGCCUAUCAUCCAGAGAAAAUCUAUGCAUUGACUUCAUCCAAGGUUUACCUCUUGUCCACGGACCACUGUAAGAGUCAUUCAACCUGUGCUGAGUGUGUAGAUGGGGUGGAUCCACUCUGUGGCUGGUGUGUUAUGGAGGCCAGGUGCUCUGUGAAGAAAAUGUGUCAACCUUCUGCAUUCAAACCUUAUUGGCUCUCAGCUGAACAGAACACAUGCUUGAAUGUCUCUGAUGUGUAUCCCAGUGUGAUUAGUUAUCAGACCUUAGGAAAAUCUGAUCAGACUCUAAAGUUCUCCCUGGAGUCUGUGCUGCUGACCCCAUCCAGUGACCUUAACCUUGGCUGUCUGUACCAGUCUGGGGAAAUGAAACACAGUAUGCCUGCGUCCAUCACCAAUGACCGCCUCAUCAGUUGCCCACUACCUGGGAUGGACAAACUGACUCCAAUAGCUCAGGGUGAGGAUCAUGAGAAGCUGAAUGUCCACUUCCAUGUGAAGGGAAAAUCUAUUGUGACUAGAAGUGUCUCACUAUUCAACUGUAAUGCCCACUCCUCAUGUACCAACUGCACCCUUAGUAAAUUUGGCUGCAAGUGGUGUUAUACAUCUGGUCAGUGUGUGGAGUCUAAAAGUGCUUGUAAAUAUCCUAAUGGCACAACAGCAAAAUCUGUGAAUUCUGAAGACAACUGUCCACAAAUAAUACCAACCAACAGUGACAGAGGAAUUUUGGUUCACUCGGGAUUAAGAAAACAAAUAGCUAUUCUAGUUAGGAAUAUAUUGCCUGAACAAAAUACUAACUUGAAAUGUUCCUUUACCCACUCUGGUCAAACUACAAUAGUAGAUGCAAGCAUUACAUCCUCAUCACUGUCUUGCUCCAAUGUGCAGUUCAGCUUUGAGGGGGAGAGCCCAUAUACCAUUGCUGAUUUUAUGGUAACCUGGGGACCAAAGAAUCUACCUCUAGAUAAUCCAAAUGGACUUCAAGUGAGAAUCUACAAGUGUAUGCAUAUGGUCACCUACUGUGGUCAGUGUUUGUCCAUGGAUCCAGAAUAUGAAUGUGGCUGGUGUGAGGGAUCCUGCAAUGAUCCAACCAAAUGUGAAGGGAAAUGUCUCCUACAAAGGAACUGUACAAACUCUUGGCUAGACAGGGCUGCGACGUGUCCCAAUCCACAGAUCACUAGAUUCACUCCUGCUACUGGGCCAAUCAAAGGGUCAACACUCCUUACUGUCACUGGUAUCAACUUAGGCAAGGUUUACUCUGACAUAACUGCAGAUGUUGCUGGGAAACCUUGUACUAUCAAAUCUGAUCACUAUCAUGCAGCUACAAGGUUUUUGUGUGAAGUUGGUCAAGUUGAUGUAGAGACCAAAGGAAUUAUAACAGUCACCAUAAGUGGCCAAUAUACAGUGAAGUCUGAUGCCGAGUUUGUGUUUGUGGACCCUUUACUCUUGUCACUGUCCCCACAAGCUGGACCCAAAUCUGGUGGCACAGUUUUAACACUAACUGGAGAUCAUUUGGAUGCUGGCAGUGAAACAAGUGUUAAAAUGGAAGGUGGAAUGUGUGAAAUAUUAAAAAUCAACAGAACUGCCAUUGAGUGCAAAAGUCCAGCACAGCCCAGUCAAAACACAGAAGUCAGAUUGGAAGUUAUUUUUAGUGGUUAUAGAAAAAGUUUGAAUACCCCAUUUCAUUACAAGCCUGAUCCAACAGUGAAAUUGAUAGAGCCUCUGAAGACGAUAGUUAGUGGUGGAACUACCAUGACUAUACGAGGUGAAGGGUUUGAUUUGAUACAAAGGCCUCAGUUCUUUACAGCUUAUCAAGGAAAGAAUUAUACAGAGGAUUGUAAAGUAACCAACGUCAACAUUAUGGAGUGCCAAGUGCCAGCCAUUCAUGCUCCUGAUGUCACUAUACUGGACACAAGUCCACUAGAAGUACAGUAUGGCUUCAUCAUGGCCUCUGUUGAACAGCUGAAGAAUGUGUCCAGUACCAUUGGACCUUUACGCUAUUACCCAGACCCCAUAGUUCACCCUUUCAGUGAGGAUGAAAGAACCAAGAAAUUCCAGGAACAAGAUCUGCUUUCCAUCCAGGUAGGUUCCUUUCAUGUGGUCAAUGUCCUGAUAGCCAGUGUUCAUGUCUUUGUUGGUCAAGCUCAAUGUACCCAAGUAUCUGCUAGUGACAAGUCCAUCACUUGUCUGCCACCUAGCAGCACACCUGAAGGCACAGAUUCCUCAGGCAAAGCUCAAGUUACAGUCCAUAUAGGCAACAUAAAGUCUGCUCCAGGAUUUCUACGCUAUUACUCCCCAGCAGAGACAAGUAAACCAAUAGCACUUGGUAUUAUACUUGGUGUGGUGCUGCCCAUUUUGUUCAUUGUCAUCCUGCUCACCAUAUGUGUCCUGCGUCGCCAUCGUAAACAUAAACCUGACCAGAACUACAUUCCUGAUGUCCUGAAGGACUAUGAGGGCAAGAAGUCUAAUGAAGAGGAAAUGACCAACAUGGAUAACCUGCCUAUCAAAGUGGACAUGAAUGGAGGACAGAUGGACAGAAACUCAGACUCCAGCCCCUACAUCAAUGAAUUGCUAGCUAAAUUUGAAGAGCCUGUAUUGAAACAAAGUAUUUCAGCUGCGUUGAUAUCACGUUCAAAGUUGGAUAUAGGAGAUUUAAUUGGUAAAGGUUACUAUGGAGUUGUUUAUAAGGCUGUUUAUAAACACACAGACUCUGAUAAACAAGCUGAUGUAGCUGCUAAAACUUUAUUAGCCUGUAGAUCUGAAGCUGAGGCACUGCAACAGUUCCUUCAGGACGUUGCCAUGGUGCGUGACUUGUCCCAUCCACAUCUUCUGCGUGUUGUUGGGGCUGUGGUCAGUGCUAGUGAUGAUCCUAUUGUUGUUAUGCCCUUUAUGGCCACAGAAGAUCUGGGCUCUUAUGUCAGGGAGCCAGCUAAGUCUCUGAGCCUGACUGACUUACUUGUGUAUUGUAAUCAAAUUGCUGAUGCUAUGGCAUAUUUAGAACAUCUUAGAAUUGUACAUAGGAAUUUAGCAGCCAGGAAUUGCAUUAUUACAGAGGAAGAUGGCAAGCCAGCAUCUAUCAAACUAACAGACUAUGUAGUGACUGCCAGCCUUUUCCCUCAACAGUUCUAUAUAGCAGAAGAUGGAACAGUUUCUGAACUUGUGAGGUGGAUGGCACCAGAGUCUAUUACAGACUUCACCUUUACAUCAAAGUCUGAUGUGUGGUCUUUUGGUAUUGUAAUGUGGGAAGUGUUGACCCGUGGAGUCGAGCCAUACCCCAACACAAAGCCUAAAGAUGUAGUGCAACAAAUUCAAAGUGGAAAACGUUUGCCAAAGCCUAAAAGUUGUCCAGAAGUGAUAUAUGAAUUUAUUCUGUCAUUCUGGACAAGUGAAGCCCAAAGUAGACCAACCUUUGGAAAUGUUAUGGAACUCCUUGCACCAUUUGUAAAUGAUGGCAAGCAAGAAUCCCAUCCUAUGAUCAAAUCUGUAGAGGUAGGGGGUGCUGAGGAAUACAAGGAACUCUUUGGUUAGACUCUAGGAUGUCCUAGAACACAUUGAACCAGAUCACAUUCAGAUGGAUUAUAAACACUUCAUGAAUCUCCCAGUCAACAGGAUGAAUUCAUUCUGUGAGACUAAUAGACCAAUGUGCUGACCAGCUCAAGUGCAAUAAUUGUGUAGAUGUCAGUAGUUAAAUGUGACUCAUGAUCAAAUGAACAACUGUAGCUCUGUGGUGUUCAACAUGUACUAGUGGCAGAAAGUAGUUAAAAUGUACAUUGUUUGAAACUUAAUAGACAUUUUUUUAAAACACUAAGCCAUGUUGACAUAAGCUGGAAGUCUGCAAUAUCUUAUCAUUUGUCCAAAUGUUGUGAUUUGUAAAGUAGUAUGUUCAGUAAGACUUAAAUAAAAUAUACUAGCAAUAAUUUAAAAUUUCACUGGCAAGUUGGAUGUACUAUAGACUUAGUCAUCAAAUAAUGGAAGAAUUUUGCAUUGAAAUGAAGAAAAUUUUAAGUCCAAUUAUUUAUUUGAUGAAAGUAGACAAGAUUAGUUGUAAGUCAAAGCAAGUGUAUGUUUGAAUAUUAUGUAAAAACUGUACAUAUGAGUUGAUUUCAUUUAUGAUAUUGUAUGAUGCAAUAAUUAUUGCUGAUAUUUUAUCAUUGUCAAGUCUUUUCUGUAUGACCAAUGUUGGUGUCCAAAGUGGUCCACUAUAUUGUCCUGCGUAUAAAUUUGCUAUAAUGUCAUGUCGAUUUACUAAUGUGCAAAACUUGUGUUCAUGCAGCAAUUUAUUCAAAAUGCUUCUGUGUCCUGUAUAUAGGUGCUACUUUUUGUUCUAUACAUAAAUCUAUAUAUAUACUAUACAUCUUUUAUUGUGUACAUCUUUUCAUUAUUUUAAUGUUCUUUUUUUUUUUGUACAACACAAUCAAAGCUUUUGUUUUAUGAAAGCUUUGUCAAGUAUGCAAGUUUUAUUUUUUUUUAAUGGAGCAAGAUAUCUUCUGCUUUUUAUUAGAGCAGUUCUCAUUGGUUUUUUGUUCUCCUAGAGGAAACAACUGCUAUGUGCCUUGAAACAUAGGAAGUGGUUCAGUCCUAAUUCAUAGAUAGUAUAUAAAUUUUUAAAAGGCAGCCAAAUAUUUGAUCUUUGCCUCAUUUCAGAGUUGUCUAUAACCUUGACCAUUGGAGCAUUAUUUACAGUUGUAUCUAAAUACAAAAACAUUUUCAAGACAAGAAGGACACAUUUGUAUUAUCUGAAGCAUUUAGUCAUAAGUUCAGUUCAAAUCCAGCUCUAAUCUCUAGGGUGUUCAUGACUCUCUGCUCAAAGUAAAUAACAAAGAACAAUUGUCACAAUAUCACUUGCCAUGUAAGAGACCCAUUAUAUGGUGAUAAUAUAGAGCUGAGAAUUGAAUUAACUCUUAAGAUCAUCUUUUAUCUGUUCACACAAUGAAAUGGGCUAUCUGUGUAUUGAAGUGGUUUUAAGGUGAAGAAUUCACAGCAUUUUAUGAUAAUCUGACUACAUACGAUCUGAUACAUCCAGAGAACAUAAGAUUGUCAUGGUACAAUACAGAGUUGGUCAUGUUACUGAUAUAUUUAGGUAAUACAUUUUUUUAAACCAAUAUAUUUUUAUUUUGUAAAGAUUUAUUUUUAUCAUAUCAAUUAUUUUUUUUACAAAGUGCAAUUUUUGAUAUUUGGUUUUUCUUUGUAUGAAUUCUUGAAACUUUUGUCAUUGAACUCCAGUGUAACUUUGUGAAGAGCAUUUUGUGUCUUAUUCAAUGAAUUGUGUCCAUUCUUUCAGAUCACAUUGUGUAUAGGAAUGUUUUGUUUCCUAUUGAAGCAAUUCAAUCCAAUUAUUUGCCUAAUCUAUUGAGGAAUCCAGUCAUUUUAAUAACUAAAUUUUAUAAUGAGCUUAAUAAAAUCAAUCCCAUCCUAGCCCUAAAAAUGAGCUGUAGAAUUGGCUUCAUGAAAGUAAUUUUACCAUUGUUUUAUUCAAUUGAGCAAUCAUUUUAGUAGCAUUAGAAAACAAUGUUACUGUUCAUUUUGUACUAGUGAUUUGAUGCCAAUAAAUUUGUAUGGAAACAAAA